AUGUCAUCCCCAAAACAGGCCGAAGACUAUACCAUUGGCUGGAUCGCUGCCCUUCACAAGGAGCUCACAGCAGCGUGGGCUGUGGUUGAUGAGGAGCAUGCAGAGCCCGAAGACUUCACCGCGCAUCCCAAAGAUACGAACAGUUAUGUUUGGGGUCGGAUUGGGGACCACAACAUCGUCAUCGCGUCACUGGCAGACGGCAAGACAGGAAAUGUGUCGGCAGCCACUACGGCGAUGAGCAUGACCAGCUCUCUUCCUCAUCUCCGAUUUGGUCUCAUGGUUGGAAUCGGUGCUGGCAUUCCUAGGCUCGCAGAAGAUAUCGACAUCCGUCUCGGAGACGUUGUUGUCAGCACAUCCGUUGGUUCGAGUCCGGCGGUUGUUCAAUACGACUUGGGAAAGCAAAAGGACGAUCAGUUCGAGCUGAAGGGCGCUCUUGCUAACCCGCCCGAUGUCCUUCAAAAAGGGCUGACCAAAUUGAGGUCUAAACAGAGAAUGGAAGGAUCUCAGAUAUCUACUAUUCUCGAUCAGAUGAUUCGGAACAAACCAAAUCUGGCAAAGGCGAAAGGGGACGAUGCCGCCUUCUUUACCAAGGGGCACAGAACGACCGCCUUUUUGAGGCUUCGUCAGGAUGGCCAAAAAGCUGCUGAACGGACUGGAUCCUGCGUGAACUGCGACCUCAAGAAAGAAAUCGUCCGGCAAAAACGGGAAUCCACCGAACCCGAAGUUCAUUACGGCGUCAUUGCGUCCGGUGACUCGGUCGUCAAGGGUGGCGUUUCUAGAGACGAGAUCCUUCGCAGACUGGAUGGAAAUUGCAUGUGCAUCGAAAUGGAGGCGGAUGGCCUGAUGGAUCACUUCCCCUGCCUCGUAGUACGCGGGAUUUGCGACUACGCAGACAUGCACAAGAACGACCAAUGGCAGAACUACGCGGCGGCGACGGCGGCCGCGUUCACGAAGGAACUUUUGCAGGUCCUGGAUGCGAAGAACGUGGAAAAGUCGCGGAGGAUAGAUCAGUUUAUGGGAAAGAUAAACGAAAACAUCUCCCAAGUGCACCAAACCACCAGGGCCAUCCAAGAUGACUUGCAUUUUCAGCAGCUUAAGCAGUGGAUCUCUGCACCGGAUCCAUCAAUAAACUACAACAAGGCCUUGGGACAACGGCAUGAAGGUACCGGCAAGUGGUUCCUCGACAAUGGAGAGUAUUCAAACUGGAAAACGGCACCGGGCUCUUCAUCUCUCUGGCUUCACGGCUUUCCUGGUUGUGGGAAGACAAUUUUGAUCUCGACAAUCGUCCAGGACCUCAUCCAUAAUGAUCCCUGUACGGACAGAUGUGUCUAUUUCUACUUCGACUUCAACUAUGCCAGCACAACGUCCUUUGAGCAUGCAAUUCGGUCUCUCGUAAUCCAGGUGUACACCAAGUUUCCCAACGCUCGGGAGCCCUUGGAUUCUCUCCAUUCUCUGUUCAUGCAAAGAGCACAGCAGCCAGGCCUUGAGGUCCUAUGCAAGGCCUUUGAGACUAUGGUUCAGCAAACUGGUGAAAUUUGGAUCGUCAUUGACGCUCUUGACGAAUGCAAGACAGGAAACGGCGCCGCGAAGGGGCGUUUACUGUCGUGGAUCAAAAGCGUCUUAAAUCUUCCGAAGUCGACCUUACACUUGAUUGCUGCCAGUCGUCCAGAAGCUGACAUAGAGCUGGUCUUGAAGGAUUCGACUGAUUAUCAGGUGUCCAUACAAAGCGACCUGGUUUCAGACGACAUAUGUUCCUAUAUCCAAGGACGACUCGAAUGUGGAGGCCUCGACAGAUGGGACCCAGAAGAACACGACGAAGCUCGACGCAAGAUCGAAAGCAAUCUGAUCAAGAAAUCCAAUGGAAUGUUUCGUUGGGUCCAGUGCCAACUAGAUGCUCUCGAGGGUUGCUUAAAUGAAGCCGAACUCGACAGCGCUCUCAACAGACUCCCGAAAACUCUAGAUGAAACCUACAAACGAAUAUGGGAUAACGUGCCGUCCACGAAAAAAGACACCGCCAGGAAGAUCCUGCAAUUUCUUGCCUUCUCCGAACGACCUCUACGACUGAAGGAAGCUGCUGAUGCCAUCGUCGUUUUCCCCACCAACAAACCCAGGUUCGACACCAAGAACAGAAUGCCGAGACCCAGAGAGAUUACCAACUACUGUUCAAGCUUGAUAAUUGUGUCGCCUGGGGAAAACGGAGUGGAAGAAGUGCAACUUGCACACCUCUCGGUCAAGGAGUUCUUGGUCUCGAACGACUGCAUUUCUCAACACUUCACGGAACCUUCAGCUAGGGGUCUCAUUGCGGAAGUCUGUCUCGUGUACCUGUUGGAAUUGGAUCACAGCGCUGAGCUCAAAGACGUACGACGCCGGUUCCCACUAGCGCAGUAUGCUUCACAGUACUGGAUGAAACAUGCCAUCUCAUCCGAUACCGGCACUGUUCGCGAGCUCAUCGUAGAGUUUUUGCGCAGCAGGAACGCCUACACAACCUGCUUCCGACUGCAUGGUCCCGAUAGGCAGUUGGAAGGGCGUCCCAGCGUCAACGAUACUCCUGUGCUACACAACGUGGCCCACGGCGGCGUUGAGUACGCUGUAGAGGAAGCACUGAAGAACGGCGCGGAUGUCAACGAACAAGGGGGUCGUUUCGCGAACGCUCUUCAGGCCGCUUCAGGAAUGGGCCAUGAGGGGGUUGUCCGGAUACUUCUCGAUCACGGAGCGGAUGUCAACGCCGUUGGCGGAUUAUGGGGCAACGCCCUCGCGGCCGCUUCAUGGGCGGAAACUGGAAAAGUAGCCAAGAUGCUCCUUGAGCGCGGGGCAGCUGUCAGCACACCAGGCGGUCAAUACGGGAAAGCUAUUCAAGUUGCUUCACUCGCCGGCAAUGAAGAGGUUGUCCGAAUUCUCAUCGAAAACGGCGCCGACAUGUAUGAGUCGAGCGGUACUCAUGGCACCGCCCUCAACGCAGCUGCGUUUGGGGGUAAAGAGGAAGUCGUUGACUUGCUCAUUAGGCAAGACGAAUCUAUCAUCAACAAGCCUGGUGAGGAUGGAUUGACACCUGUGUGGCAUGCGCUGUUCAACCGCCAGGUGGACAUAGUCGAGCUUCUCCUGGAGAAGGGGGCUGACGCAACGGUGAAGCACAUGGGUGGCCUGACACUCCUGCAUGGCGCGGCAUCAAUCGGGCACUUCAAGAUGUUCAAGGUCAUCUUAGACAUGACAGGUCUGGAUCCAGAAGACGUAGACCCGGCUACCGGGUGGACGGCACUAGCGUGUGCAGCGUGGAGCGGCGGCGAGCAGAUUGUUCAGCUCCUGCUUGAGAAGCAACUCAGCAAUCCCCUCACGAAAGAUGUGCUCGGCAGAACGCCUCUAUUUCACGCAUCUUUCCACGGACACGCCGAAUUAUUCAACUGUAUUCUGCAGAGUGCUCGCGAAGCCGUGGACUUGAAAGAUUACUACGGCGUAACUCCUCUCUCGGUAGCGGCUAGAAAAGGCCGCGUGGAGGUCGUGAAGGCCCUCUUGGCCACAGACGCUGUCCAAAUAGACUCUCGGGACUUCAACGACAAGACGCCCCUGUGGUGGGCGAAAAGAUGCGGACAUGACUGUUUCCACAAAGGUGGUACUUGUCCGGAGCAUCAUGAGCUUGUCCAGGGCGAGAGGGAGGACUGGUAG
Colletotrichum karsti is the source of this 3660-nucleotide messenger RNA. RefSeq lists its product as uncharacterized. Bases 1 to 3660 code for a protein of 1219 amino acids. The record is from RefSeq and is a predicted model, not a curated record. NCBI's taxonomy places the organism in Eukaryota, Fungi, Ascomycota, Sordariomycetes, Glomerellales, Glomerellaceae. The transcript is spliced from 5 exons. Gene Ontology annotation, molecular function: catalytic activity; protein binding. Gene Ontology annotation, biological process: nucleoside metabolic process.